Mus caroli (Ryukyu mouse) is the source of this 2423-nucleotide messenger RNA. RefSeq names its product homer scaffold protein 3 (gene Homer3). Gene Ontology annotation, molecular function: G protein-coupled glutamate receptor binding. The record is from RefSeq and is a predicted model, not a curated record. Gene Ontology annotation, biological process: G protein-coupled glutamate receptor signaling pathway. NCBI's taxonomy places the organism in Eukaryota, Metazoa, Chordata, Mammalia, Rodentia, Muridae.
GGGACUGGCCGCGAUGGGACCGGAGGCGGCGCAGACAAAGGCGCGGGCGGCGCGGGGCGCGCGGAGGGCGCGGGCCGGAGGCUGCAGCGACGACGACGCGGGGGGACAAGCAAGUAGCUCCUGUCACCCCUCUGGGUGCCCCUUAGAGGCCAUCCAGCCCAACUUGACCAAUGUCCACAGCCAGGGAACAGCCAAUCUUCAGCACCCGGGCGCACGUAUUCCAGAUCGACCCCACUACAAAGCGGAACUGGAUCCCUGCCGGCAAGCACGCACUUACCGUGUCCUAUUUCUAUGAUGCAACCCGAAAUGUGUACCGCAUCAUCAGCAUCGGGGGUGCCAAGGCCAUCAUCAACAGCACUGUCACUCCCAACAUGACCUUCACCAAAACCUCUCAGAAGUUCGGGCAAUGGGCAGACAGUCGAGCCAACACUGUCUACGGCCUAGGCUUUGCCUCUGAACAGCAGCUGACCCAGUUUGCUGAGAAGUUUCAGGAGGUGAAAGAAGCUGCCAGGCUGGCUCGAGAGAAAUCUCAAGAUGGUGGAGAAUUCACUAGUACUGGCCUGGCCCUUGCCUCCCAUCAGGUUCCUCCAAGCCCCUUGGUCAGCACCAAUGGUCCAGGAGAGGAAAAACUGUUCCGUAGCCAGAGCGCGGACACCCCUGGCCCCACCGAGCGGGAACGGUUGAAGAAGAUGCUGUCAGAAGGCUCCGUAGGGGAGGUCCAGUGGGAGGCCGAGUUCUUCGCGCUUCAGGACAGCAACCAGAGGUUGGCAGGAGCCCUUCGGGAGGCCAACGCAGCGGCCACUCAGUGGAGGCAACAACUGGAGGUCCAACGUGCAGAGGCUGAACUCUUGCGGCAGCGGGUGGCAGAGCUGGAGGCCCAGGUGGCUGUAGAGCCAGUCCGGGUAGUAGAGAAAGAAGCAACCAGCCAGUCGGUGGAGCAGCUGGAGGCUCGGGUGCAGACCAAGGACCAGGAGAUCCAGACUUUGAAGAAUCAGAGCACUGGCACCCGAGAGGCUCCAGACACUGCCGAGCGGGAAGAGACACAGCAGCAGGUUCAGGACCUGGAGACCCGCAAUGCGGAGCUUGAGCAGCAGCUGCGGGCGAUGGAGUGCAACCUGGAGGAGGCGCGGGCCGAGCGGGAGCGCGCUCGGGCAGAGGUGGGCCGGGCUGCGCAGCUGCUGGAUGUUCGGCUGUUUGAGCUCAGCGAGCUGCGUGAGGGCCUGGCACGACUGGCAGAGGCAGCACCCUAGUCUGCCCUGGAGUGUCUGCGGCCUCAAGGCGCCCUGGCAGGGGCCAGGGGACCCCAGCUGUCUCUGAGCUUUGCACUGUAUAGUUUUCUAGAAUCCUUGGGCAGUGCUUCUGCCCAGGUUACAUUUCUACGUGUGGCGUUGCUGGCACCUGCUGUCCCUGGCUGCUGCUGCCCUGCACCCCAGGACACUGCGAGGGAAGGCUGCACUAGUCAUCCCCAUGGGGCAACUGAGGCUUUGGGAUCCUGAGACCUGAAGACCCUGCACUCAUCCCACCCCAUUUUCAAGUCGGAUUGAUAGGUUCAAAGAGUGUUUACUGAAGUCAGGGGCCACCAGCACCAGGUUUACAGCUCAGUCCUGAGCCUCAGCCUGGGCUGGCUCUUGGGGCCGAGAUCUGGGAGGACGCGACCGUCGGACAGUGCUCCCUGCUUUCUGCCGCCGAAGCGUCUGCCCCACUUUCUCCUUGAAGCGUCGGUUUUGUUGCUUGAUCUUGGCCAGCUCAGCUUUUCGUUUGGCCUCCAGGUCUGGGUCCUGCAGAAGGGAGCUGAGAAUGUAACUGGGCAGCUUCCCAGGGACUGGCUCCCCCCGCCCCUACCCGUCCCCAGGCCCCACCCACCCUUACUGGCCACACUCUCACGCCUGCCCCUGCACACCCAUGCCUCCCUAUACUACCUUCCCCUCCAGGAUCAUCUGUUUCCGCUUGUUGAUCUCUUUCUUUUCAUCAAAAUGCGAAGCCUCCAGUUUCUAGGGGUGGGGAGGGGACAGGUCAGUCAGGCCCAGGGCAGGAAGCCCCGCCCCACCCGACAGGCUGGCCACACUUACUAUUUCGCACUCCCUUCGCACUACGUUGACCUGUGUGAGGAUUUGUAGGACCUCAGCCUCCUCCACCACCAGCUCUGCCAGCUGCUGCUCUGCAGGGACAGGAAAUACUGAGUUGGGCUGGGAGUGCAACCAGCCCUCUGCGCCCCCAGCUCUGGAUGUCUGGAUCCAACCAAAUGUGGACUGAUGAUAUUUAGAAAACGCAAAAUGCUGCCAAGCUUGGCAGCACAUGCUUGUCAUCACAGCACUGGGAGGUGGAGGCAGGGGGAUCACUCGUUCCAGCUGAGUUCCAGGCCAGCUCUGUAGAGCAAGAAUCUGUCUCAAAUUAAUGACUGAAUAAACAAAUGAACAAGUAAA